Molecule: messenger RNA, 1961 nt
Organism: Marasmius oreades (fairy-ring Marasmius)
Lineage: Eukaryota; Fungi; Basidiomycota; Agaricomycetes; Agaricales; Marasmiaceae
Exons: 15
Coding region: 230-1894 (554 amino acids)
Source: RefSeq, a predicted model, not a curated record
CUUUUUUUCCGGGCUAAUUUUGAAUAGAGAAUUGUUGGCGGCGCACGCUCAUCAUUCCCCUUCCAGAUCGUUCCUCCUGUGUUCUGUUUCCAAGGCGCGUCUCGUCCGAGGCUCACAACUAAAUUUAGGUUAGAACUUUAGCGAUGCUCCCCUCGGCUGGAGCAAAUUUUGCAGGACCUGUAAAGAUAUAAGAACAUCCAGUCAGAUAGACCGUUUUCCCCAAACAGCCAUGUUUGACUUCAAACUCCUCGGUCUCUUGGCGCUGUAUGGCUUCCAGCCUUUCGUUGCGGCUCAACCUGUCGAUUCAGCAGCACCGGUCAUCGACCUGGGCUAUGCAAAAUACCAGGGUAUAUUCAAUGAGACCACGAACGUAACAAGCUUUUUAGGCAUGCGGUACGCUGCACCUCCAGUUGGCGAACUGCGUUGGCAAGCUCCUAGGCCACCUUUAGACGAGAGCAGCAAGGGUGUUCAAAAAGCUGACGCCCAGCCUACACAAUGCCCUCAAGCCUUACAAGGUGCUGCCGAUGGCAAUCCAUUCGUUGUAAACAGCACUAGCCACCAAGGCCUUCAGAAACGUCAGGGUGGAGGUGUUGCUCCAACCGACACUCCCAUUAGCGAGGACUGUUUGUUCAUCAAUGUUCAGUAUCCUGGAAACAGCACGUCUCCUAAGAGUUUACCGGUCCUUGUCUACAUUCAUGGUGGGGGAUAUACUCUCGGAGGAGCUAACCUGUAUGAUGGUGAUUUCCUCGUCGAUCAAUCGAACCAAGAAGUCAUUGUCGUAGUUCUGCAAUAUCGGCUGGGCCUUUUCGGCUUCCUCGCAGGCGAAAAGGUUAAAUCGGAUGGUGCUCUCAAUGUGGGAUUGUUGGACCAGAACUUUGCACUUCGAUGGGUCAACCAAUACAUCUCGGAAUUCGGCGGUGACCCUGAUCGUGUUACGCUGUGGGGUAAAUCAGCUGGUGGUGGAUCGGUUUUGCAACAAGUUAUCGCAGAUGGCGGGCAAACCCGACCGCAGUUGUUCCGGGCGGCUCUCGCUAGCUCGCCUUAUCUUCCUGCUCAGUACCACUAUAACGAUGCGAUCCCAGAGGCAGUGUACAAGCAGAUUGUUGAUCAGGUCAACUGUACAUCUGCCCAAGACACUCUAGAUUGUCUCCGAAAAACAGACACCAAAGCCCUGCAAGACGUCAACUCGAACAUAAACUUGGCUGGAUUCUACGGAACGUUCACUUUUGUCCCUGUGAUCGAUGGGAAGUUCAUCCAACAGCGACCCAUUAAAGCCAUGAAGGAAGGGAAAGUCAACGGGAAAAUCCUCUAUGCCAUAACCAAUUCCCACGAAGGGACCAUCUACGUGAACAGCGAUGCCGCCCCGUUGACGCCUGGCGUUUUUGCUUCCCAAUUAUUCCCGACUAUUGGGUCCAAAGAGAUGGCAACGGUUGAUAAGCUGUAUAACGGUCUAGGAUCUAAUUUCGAUCAAAAGAGCCUCAUCCUCGGAGAGGCCACAUUCAUCUGCCCCGCGUAUUACCUAUUGGGCGCUUUCAAGAACCGUGCUUUCAAGGCUGAGUUCGCAGUCGCACCCGCUGCUCAUUUGAAUGAUAUUCCGUACACGUUCCCCAGUGCUUCGAUUCUUACGCCCGUCAACUUCAAUAACACCGACUUCAUCGAUGCCUUCGUUCAAUCUUACCUAGCUUUCACGAUUUCUCUUAACCCAGGUGACAAGAUCAAUGGUGCACCCAGCGUUAUCACCCCUCAAUGGAAUAUGUACAACCCUGGUAACAUCGAGAUGCUCUUCAACAAAACCGAGGACGACUUGCCUGAUAUUCGUGCCGGAAAGACCGACGACGCGUUUGCGACCCGCUGCAGGUUUUGGCAGUCAAUUAGUGCAAUCACUUCGCAAUAAUGAAUUUAUUUCUAUUCACCAGGAUCUUUUAACUUAGUUUAAUAAAUUCGAAUGUUGAAACAUUGUA